Messenger RNA from Gongylonema pulchrum, 396 nucleotides. NCBI's taxonomy places the organism in Eukaryota, Metazoa, Nematoda, Chromadorea, Rhabditida, Gongylonematidae. The record is from the annotation of a GenBank genome assembly.
AUGGAAGUGGUCGUUGUCGCUAAUGAUAAAAAUUGGGUGGAUGCAAGUAAUCCGCUGAACAAUUUUUUGAUGGCGUUAGUUGCCAAGCAUUUAACCGUUCGAUUCGAUCUCGAUUAUACCGAUUUUUGCCCGCAAAUUGGUCAUAGCAAGUAUGAAGUGAAGGCCGGUGAAACUGUAGCUAUCAAAUUUCACGUGCCACAGCGAAGCACACUUUCGCCCGUGAUUCAUUCCCUUUAUGAAAACACGUUUUACGCUUCCACUGGGCCAUCGGUCCAUGCGUCGCAUCCCACCGGAACCGAAGUAGUAGUAAUGCAAGCACCUGAGUGUUUUGUUUCCGGAUAUGCCGUAUGGACGAUCAAAAAUUUCGUCUAUGAUUACUUCGCCUUGUACAGUCAG